AUGGGCAACAAAAGCUCUUCAAAAUCCAAGACCGAUUCCGGGCAAACAAGCACCACCAAGAAGGACAAACUCCACGGACUAGGCAACGUCAUUAGGCUCCUCCCGACCGGGACCGUCUUCUUGUUCCAAUUCCUCAACCCUGUCUUGACCAACAACGGCAAGUGCCAUGCCGCCAACAAGUACCUUAGUGCCGUUCUAAUUGGACUCUGCGGCCUCUCGUGUAGUUUGGCUUGCUUCACCGACAGCUACAAGGGGAAGUUCGGGCUGACCUACUACGGGGUGGCCACGCCCAAGGGCCUCUGGCCAGGCUCAAGCUCCGUGGACCUGUCGGGGCAUAAGCUUCGGUUCGGAGACUUCGUCCACGCUUUCAUGUCGGUGCUUAUAUUCGCCGUUCUGGUGUUGUUGGACACGAACACCAUGAGGUGCUUCUAUCCGUCUUUCGAGCAUACGCAGAAUACUUUGAUCAUGGUUUUGCCACCCGUGACGGGCACGAUCUCGAGUGUGGUGUUCGCGUUGUUCCCGACCAAACGCCACGGGAUUGGGUAUCCCUCGAGUGAGAGUAAGGCUGCCUCAGAGACCAAGACUACCUCAGAGACUAGUACUACCUCGGAGAGCAAAGCCUAG
Molecule: messenger RNA, 624 nt
Organism: Rhodamnia argentea
Lineage: Eukaryota; Viridiplantae; Streptophyta; Magnoliopsida; Myrtales; Myrtaceae
Product: protein DMP2-like
Exons: 1
Coding region: 1-624 (207 amino acids)
Biological process (GO): endomembrane system organization
Source: RefSeq, a predicted model, not a curated record